This is a messenger RNA of Annulohypoxylon maeteangense, 980 nucleotides long. Its product is annotated as pre-rRNA-processing protein TSR2. The transcript is spliced from 2 exons. Gene Ontology annotation, biological process: maturation of SSU-rRNA from tricistronic rRNA transcript (SSU-rRNA, 5.8S rRNA, LSU-rRNA). Bases 49 to 660 code for a protein of 203 amino acids. NCBI's taxonomy places the organism in Eukaryota, Fungi, Ascomycota, Sordariomycetes, Xylariales, Hypoxylaceae. The record is from RefSeq and is a predicted model, not a curated record. Gene Ontology annotation, cellular component: nucleus.
UGCAAAUGCCUAGCAAAUGCGAUCUUAAAGGCUGAGCAAAUCACCAAAAUGGCGUCGACAGAAGCAGAAUCGUCUCCAGAAACCCGACAGGCGCAAUUCGAACAAGGCGUAGCAAUCUCGCUACACCUAUGGGUCUCUCUUACGGUCGCAGUCCAAAACAGCCUAGGCGGUCCCGAUUCCGAUGACAAGCGCGACUGGUUCGCAGGCGCUAUUGUCGACAUGUUUCCAAGCUUCGUCAACCUAGCCAAGCCGCGCAAACCGUCCCAGAAGGUACCUCAAGAUCCGAUUGCAGAAGACGUCGAAGCCACUUUAUUGCAAGUCAUGUGGGACGAAUUUGAGACCAACGUCGAUGAUGACUCGGAAGUAGAAGUGGCCGAUCGCAUCGUGAAGAUCCGCACGCAGUGCGCCACCGGAAGUUUCGAGUUUGUGGAAGAGUUGCGACGUAGAUGGCUGGCUACGAAGGGCAAGACUAUUAAGAUGCAAGAGGUGGAUGGAGGAGAUCAGGAAACUGACUGGGAAAGCGACGACGACGACGAUGAUGAAGAGGACGAGGACGUUGAGAUGGACGAAGCGCCCGCCUUAGUCGCGGCACCUAAGGAGCGCCCUCCACCAGAAGUAGACGAAGAUGGCUUUACAAAAGUUACGCGAAAGAAGCGUUGAGUAAUAGCAUAUGAGAUAUGAAGUCUUCUGCCGCAAACCCUGGAGGAUAGGGUAGCUGGUAGUGAUGCGGCAUGAUAUGGCAUAGCAGUUUUGCAAUGAAAUGUGCUUGUAAGGAUAUACAAGAGUAGCAGGGAGAACAAUAUCAUGCAUUCGAAGCCAUCCGAAAAGAACCAACCGACGCCAACGAUAACUCCAAAGUCAUAUCAAUCAAAUCAGCAGAGUGCCAACAAGCCAACCUUCAGACAGCACUAUUACUCCCAUUCCUCAUCGUCGCUGUCAUCGCUGUCCUCUGCUUUCCGAGUUUCCAUUGGGCUAUUAGG